AGCGUAGAAAGUCGCUGACGUCAUGACGUGCUGACGUAGCUCUGGCUGUGGAAGCGACUCGGCUUCCCACACAGCGACCAAUAUUCUUUUCAAGUCAUUCCUCUCCACACUCUUGUUUCGCAUCGCAUUGCGAGUGACAGUCCGUGUGGACGGAGACACCUUCCAUGUAGUGGACACCUCCAGGUAUCGGUUCCAUGGAAGUCGCGGAUAGCCCGCUCAAUCUCGCUCAUCAGCAGUGCAGGAAGGCCGACCGCUUGCUGGCGGCUGGGAAGUAUGAGGAGGCCAUUUCCUGCCAUGGAAAAGCAGCGGAUUUUUUGACCGACGCAAUGAAGACCACGGAAUGUGAGCAGGCCCGUCUGUCCUUGGAGCUGCAGAGGGACAGUCACAUCAAACAGCAGCGACUGAUCCAGGAGCGCUGGAAGAGGGAAGCUCGACGCGAGGCGACAAAGGCCCGACCCGACCAGGUGCAGCCUCCCGGCUGCCCGGCCCGCCUCACCCAAACCCAAUCCGCGGGCCAGCUGCAGCCCCUCGGCCCCCCAGGCCUCUCUGCCGCUGAAGGCGCGGGGAGCCGGGAGAGGGAGUACGACACCUUGCUCUUCCAGCUGCAGACUCGGCAGACCGGUGGCUGUCAGCGUUCGACUCCUCCGUGCCCCGGAUCCAAGACCGCCAAAGAUGACAAAACUCGCCUGGAAGAACAACAGACCACCAUUAUUGACCUGCGGCGGCUGGUUGACCACCUGAUGGACGAAAACGAGCGGCUGGCGUCUGACAACAAGCAGCUACAGUCAGAGAACGGGCGUCUGCGUGCCGAGGCGGUGGAGGCGGUGGACUUUGUGGAGCGCUCUGAGCUCUGGGUGCUCCCGCAGGCGGGCGGCGCUAUGGGGACAGGGAGCGGGCAGGAGAGGAAAGGCACGGGCAAAGGGAAGGAGAUCGCAAUCCCCCAGCUGCCCCCGCUGGAGAUGCCGGCUCGGGAGGACCUGGGUCUGGACGACCUGCCUCCUCUGGAGCUGCCAGAGGACAUCAAACACGAACUGCAGGAGCUCCUGGACAGGGACAAGAUGACGAGAGAUGUGUCUUAAGCACAAGCACAAACCAGUGGCGAGCCUGGACAUCAACCCACCGGCUCCGUCUGAUCACACCUCGGCUUGAUCCGGUGGGGGCGGAGCUAUCUUGGGCAGGAUGGGGAUAAGAACAAAAUGCAUCCCAGCAAUUAGACACCUCCAACGCAAUCUCACAAAAAGGAAUCGUUCACCCACAACAUCUGUGGGAACAUUGGGGAGAUGUUUUGUUUGGUUAUUUUUAAUUUUACAGAAUUCUUUUGUUUAGUUUUGUCUGCCAGUAGACACAACUCUGAACAACUCGGCUGGCAUCAUUUCAUUGUUCCAAAGCUAAAUUAUAGAGCUUUUUAUCCAAUAAGUCAAAUUAUUUACAUAACAUUUUGUGAGUGCGUGUAUGUCUGAUCUGGGAGAGAAGACGAGCACGUGUAGGCCAAUGGCUGCAGAGUGAUGAUCAUUUGUACAUUACAUUUGGUAAACAUUAAAUAAAUAAUAUUACAUUGUUUGUUACAUUAGUGGGGGUUUUGUAACAUGGAGUUUAUUACUUUACUAUGUGAGGUGUUUAAACAAAUUACUUUGUUUUAACUUUAGAAGAAAAGUGUAGUUUUUGACGUAAUAUUGUUCCAGGAGAUACUCGUCCCACGACUCGUCACUUGAUAACCUCCAAACGACUCGUAUAGCUUUAUGGCUAUUAACGUUGUUCCAUCAUCCCGAGCAUCAACACGCCCCCCUGAUGUUACACCUCACACUUCCCAGCAUGCAUGAGUCCAAAUGGAGAGGUCGGCACCAACAUCCCGGCCCUGUGUGGUGGGAUCUGAGUAGUUCUGGUGUUUUGUACGAGGUCUUGUAGACACCUUUCAGUGGUGCCUUUAUUCAGAGUCCUUCCACAGAUUUCCUCAGCAGUCGGCUCUCCGCAAAGCCGCAGCGUCCUUUGGACGGGAACAGGAUGUUUACUCCGUGCCCACAUGUUAUUGUGUAAUGGCUUAGUGUGGAUUCACUCAACAACACAAGCUCGCUUGAGUGUUUUAGGAUUCUCGUGACUUUGAAGACAACCAAGAUGAAUAUAAUCAUUUCAGUUCUGGAUAUUCCAAAAUUAUAAACAUGGUCCAAGCUUGAACUGAUUAUUUUAGGUGUCUAAAAUAUGUCUCGUUAGCACAAAGUACUUGUUUGCAGUCUGACUGGCACGUGCAUGCAGACCGUCACACGAGGCAUUUGUAUCAACUUGAGUACUGGAACAAUCCAGAAGUAUGCAGCUCAUGGAAGCUAUAAAUCAACAUAAUGUUCUUUGGGCAACCAAACUGGCCCGCGGGCCAACUGCGGCCUACCCGUCAUUUACAAAUGGACAGAGGGAGUUUUUAAAAAUAAACUAGAGGAUGAAUUGA
This is a messenger RNA of Gasterosteus aculeatus aculeatus (three-spined stickleback), 2437 nucleotides long. The record is from RefSeq and is a predicted model, not a curated record. Lineage: Eukaryota; Metazoa; Chordata; Actinopteri; Perciformes; Gasterosteidae.